AUGCAUAUUUCUUUUAAGAAUUUUUUUAAUGGAAAAACAAUGGUGAAGCUAGAGGUCGAUAGCUCCAAAUCCGUCGACUUCAAAAUCGACGUAGACCCAACCACGCAGAUUUCUAAAAAAACUGUGGAUGGAAGGAUGACUAUAAACCUAGAGGUGGAUAGCUCCAAAAACAUCGACCUCAGGAUCGGUGAAGUAAUGGAUAUUUUUGUUAAGUCUUUGAAUGGGAAGACCCAUACCUUAACUGUAGCCAGCUUCGACACCAUCGAAUACGUCAAGGCCAUGAUCCAGGAUAUAGAGAAGAUCCCGCCCAAUGAGCAGAGGCUGGUCUGUGGCGGCAAGCAGCUCCAAGACGGUCACACCUUAGCGGACUACAAUAUCACGGAGUAUUCGACCCUUCACUUGAUGCUGCGUCUGAGGUAG
This is a messenger RNA of Eutrema salsugineum, 420 nucleotides long. RefSeq names its product ubiquitin. Gene Ontology annotation, cellular component: nucleus; cytoplasm. Gene Ontology annotation, biological process: modification-dependent protein catabolic process; protein ubiquitination. Bases 1 to 420 code for a protein of 139 amino acids. Gene Ontology annotation, molecular function: protein tag activity; ubiquitin protein ligase binding. The transcript has a single exon. Lineage: Eukaryota; Viridiplantae; Streptophyta; Magnoliopsida; Brassicales; Brassicaceae. The record is from RefSeq and is a predicted model, not a curated record.